AUGUCAUCACAAGAAGUUGAGAGUUCUGGACAGGCGACUCCAUGGAUUGGCUUCUUGGAAGUCGAUAACAAGGCCUUGAUCCAAAACUUGACCUCAACGGUCUUCUCUGUACAUCUGAGAAAUCUCUGUAUCGUCGAGGUAAUCAUCACUUUCGAGAAGAAAACAACAACACCAGAAGAAACGACAUUACCACCUCCGCCGCGACCGGCAGAAGUCAAGGCACUUCAAAAUCCUAGAGCCGCCACUCCGAUCUUGGAGCCCACUGAGAAGCAACAGCUUGGCGUAGACAUGCUCAAAGUAAAAGUGGAAGAAAAGAUACGACUCUCUGAAGAGUGGAAUGAAGAGUUGAUUUCAGGCAUCACGAAGCUCUUACGUGGACUGGGUGUUCAUCGGGAGCCCAUUCAUCCAGUAGCUCCCUGGUACAUUACGCCUCCGUACAUUAUGUCUGUGACUAGGACAAUGGUUUUACAGUCUCUGACUACAGUAGCGGCCAAACAGCUCGUGCUUAUAACAAAGGUCGAACAGCUCGUGUCUACAAUGACGGUUGAACAGCCUGUGUCUACAAUGACGGCCAAACACAAGGCAAAAAAUAGUGCUUGGUGGAAAUGUAGGCAAGGAGAAAAUUACUACUCGCCUCAGAAAUCUAGACAGCAUAUCGAAGCGUGGGAAGAAGAGAAGCAAUGGAAUAAUGAUGUACAAGAAAAAUACUUGGUUUGGACACGUGAGCCGGCAAGGCAAUCUUGGAACUUCUGUGCUUCCUCUUUAUCGCACCUCUCUGUCCACUGUACUCUGUAUCCUGAACACUAUAUAUCCAAUAACAUCGCAUCAACAAUGACCACCAAAACAUCAACCUCGUUCUUAACCCUCCCAUCCGAACUCCGUAUAGCGAUCUAUAAGUACACUUUCAGAGACGACGAUGUACUCGAUAUCUGGAAAGACCUCACAAGCGAUCAUCGGCGGAUUUCCACGGUCAUCUCCUUACUCCAAUCAUGUCGUCAAGUGCGUGCCGAACUACUCCCAACCAUCAUCCAUGACCUCAAACUCUGCAUCCGCAUCACCUCGCGAUGUACGGCCUACGAGGAGAUCAUAAUCAAGGAUCUCGGAGAUGGUUUCACGCCCUACGAAAGUUCUUCCCCUUGCAAAACGUACGAGGAGCCAAUAAUCACUUGGCCUAGCAAUAUCAACGAGCAGCAUAAAAGUCGCUUGAUACGAUGUUUCAAUUGCAUAACCUUCAGUGUCGUAUUCGGCAGUAGAAUCCUCCUCGAAGUCACCAUCCGGUUUCGUGGACUCGAGUCGAAGGUCAACGUACGCUUGGAUGCAGACCCCGACCGCUUUUGCGGACCUUUACCCUCCUUCAAUAGAGGCCUAAUCCCCUCCAGGCCCUGGCGCAUUCAUUCAUCAAAGAUGGAAAUAAGACAGUUAAACGGUCUCACCGUCAACAAGUUGCAAGCGAAUAUGGCGGAUAAAGUUAAGACGUUGACUGCGACAUGCUGCACACGAGAAUUCGUGGAGAGUGUUAUUGGAGACUUGAAGGGUGUCAAAUACCGUUCCCUCAAGCAAGAUAACGGUACAAUCAGGUGGUACAUUUCUACAUCGGGGCCUGGAUUGAACGAGGAAGAGAGAUCUCUGAUGACAGAGGAAUUGCGAAAUCUAGACAUGGCAAAGCAUGUAAUGUGGCAAAGAAGAACGGACCAAGAGAAAGACAAGAUGGCACAAAUAGCUAAAGACAAGAAGGGAAGGAGAGGGUUAGAGGCGGAUGAGACAGUAAGAAGCAAUGGUCUAAGAACACGUACAGAUGAUGAUGUCAAAAAGAAGAUGUGUAUUAAGAGUCUAUGUUUAUGA
Messenger RNA from Aureobasidium pullulans EXF-150, 1842 nucleotides. RefSeq lists its product as uncharacterized. Bases 1 to 1842 code for a protein of 613 amino acids. The record is from RefSeq and is a predicted model, not a curated record. The transcript is spliced from 4 exons. NCBI's taxonomy places the organism in Eukaryota, Fungi, Ascomycota, Dothideomycetes, Dothideales, Saccotheciaceae.